Molecule: messenger RNA, 2001 nt
Organism: Arvicanthis niloticus (Nile rat)
Lineage: Eukaryota; Metazoa; Chordata; Mammalia; Rodentia; Muridae
Source: RefSeq, a predicted model, not a curated record
AUGGUACCAUUGCUGUCAGUUGCCCAGUCCAGAAACCUGGAAGGCUACCCCCAACAUAAACAGCACCUCACUCUCUGGUAUUCAAUGUCUCUCUUUUAUAACAGUCAGUAUGUUGAUUUAUUGACAGCUGUGCAUUGUUUACAGAUGAAGACUCAGUACUCAUUUAAGCGGGUAUUUGGGACUCACACCACCCAGAAGGAACUUUUUGAUGUUGUAGCCAAUCCCUUGGUAGAUGACCUCAUUCAUGGCAAGAAUGGUCUUUUAUUUACAUAUGGUGUGACGGGAAGUGGAAAAACCUACACAAUGACAGGGUCUCCGGGCUCUGGAGGCCUGCUUCCUCGUUGUUUGAAUAUGAUCUUUAACAGCAUAGGGUCAUUUCAAGCAAAACGUUACGUGUUUAAGUCUAAUGAUAGGAACAGCAUGGAAAUACAGUGUGAAGUCGAUGCCUUGUUGGAACGUCAGAAAAGAGAAGCCAUGCCUAUUUCAAAGACCCCCUCUAGCAAGCGACAACCAGAUCCAGAGUUUGCAGAUAUGAUAAACGUCCAAGAAUUCUGCAAAGCAGAAGAAGUUGAUGAGGACAGUGUCUAUGGAGUAUUCAUCUCAUUCAUUGAAAUCUAUAAUAAUUACAUAUAUGAUCUAUUGGAAGAAGUGCAGUUUGAUCCCAUAAAGCCCAAUGUAAAGCCAUAUUGCACUACCAUUCCACCAGAGUCCUUGGUUCCAUAUUGAGAUUCAAAGCUAACCCAUCUAUUCAAGAACUACUUCGAUGGGGAGGGGAAGGUUCGGAUGAUCGUGUGUGUGAAUCCAAAGGCUGAGGACUAUGAAGAAAGCUUGCAAGUCAUGAGAUUUGCUGAAGUAACGCAAGAAGUCGAAGUAGCAAGACCAGUAGACAAGGUGAUAUGUGGCCUGACACCGGGGAGACGGUACAGAAACCUGCCUUUGGGAGACCCAGUUGGAGAUGAACCUUUGAUGACUGAAGUGAUUCUACAGAGCUUCCCACCACUGCCCCCUUGCAAGCUUUUGGAUAUCAAUGAUGAGGAGACCUUUCCAAACAUGAUUGAUGCUUUGGAGAAACGGCAUCACCAACGACAACUAUCGAUUGAGGACCUUACCAAACGAUGUGUAGCUUUCAAAGCCUUACUAAAAACAUUUGACAGUUCUCUAUCAAAUAAAGAAAACUACAUUCAGGAAAAACUAAAUGAAAAAGAAAAAUUUCUCAGGACAGAAAUUGAAAAUAGAGCGAUCUCAGGACAGAAAUUGAAAAUAGAGCGAUUAGAGAAGAAAAACAAAACUUUGGAGUACAAGAUUGAGAUUUUGGAGAAAACAACUACAAUCUAUGAAGAAGAUAAACGCAAUCUGCAGCAGGAACUUGAAAGCCAGAAUCAGAAGCUUCAGCGGCAGGUUUCUGACAAGCGCAGAUUAGAAGCCAGGUUGCAAGGCAUGGUGACAGAAACGUCAAUGAAGUGGCAGAAGGAAUGUGAGCGUCGGGUGGCAGCCACCCAGCUAGAGAUGCAGAAUAAACUCUGGGUCAAAGAUGAAAAGCUCAAACAGCUGAAGGCCAUUGUGACUGAACCCAAACCUGAGAAACCAGAGAGACCUUCCCGGGAGCGGGACAGGGAGAAAAUCAUUCAGAGAUCUGUCUCUCCUUCGCCUGUGCCUCUUUCUAGUAACAAUAUUGCUCAGCUUUCCAACGGCCAGCAACUCAUGAGCCAGCCACAGCUCCACAGACGCUCUAACUCUUGCAGCAGCAUUUCUGUAGCUUCCUGUAUUUCGGAAUGGGAGCAGAAACUAUCUCCAUUCAGCACACCUGUCAAUGUCACCUCUCUUGCAAGGCAUAGGCAGCAGGAGCCAGGACAAAGUAAAUCGUGUGUCGUGUCAGACAGAAGGCGAGGGAUGUGCUGGACUGAAGGCAGGGAGAUGGUCCCUACAUUCAGCAGUGAGAUAGGCGUAGAAGAGGACCAUUGCCGCAGGGUUAGUCCAGCGUUCUUUAAAGCCUUGUGGUGA